AUGGGUGUGGUGGAGGCACGCGUGAGGAGCUUCAGGAUGAAGGAGAUCGAGUAUGGAGGAGAUGAAGGACAAGGGCGUCUGCAACGUCCAAAAGGGAUCGGAGAGGAAGAGAGAGGAAGAGAAGAGAGGAAGAGAGAAAAGAAGGAAGAGACGAAAACGAAAACGCACUCGAGGAGGAGUGUAGGAAAGCAAGGGAUUUGUUACCUUGGUGGAUUGGAGAUUCGGCGCGAUGUGUCGAUUAGCGUCAUUCGUUUAGAUAGGAAGGCAGAGCGGCUGCGUAGCAAAAUGGGUGGUGUGGAUGGCUUUGGAAAAGUGUCAGGUAGAAGAGAAGACAUAAAAUGUGAAUACAGAAUCUAA
Messenger RNA from Peronospora matthiolae, 357 nucleotides. NCBI's taxonomy places the organism in Eukaryota, Oomycota, Peronosporomycetes, Peronosporales, Peronosporaceae. The record is from the annotation of a GenBank genome assembly.